Molecule: messenger RNA, 1785 nt
Organism: Vespa mandarinia (Asian giant hornet)
Lineage: Eukaryota; Metazoa; Arthropoda; Insecta; Hymenoptera; Vespidae
Gene: fbl
Product: pantothenate kinase 3 fbl
Biological process (GO): coenzyme A biosynthetic process
Cellular component (GO): nucleus; cytosol
Molecular function (GO): pantothenate kinase activity; ATP binding
Source: RefSeq, a predicted model, not a curated record
AGGUCUUUCGUCAGAAUAUCAUUCGUUCUGCUAAGUCGAUUCCGUAACCGUUAUUUCUAAUAUUACUUUUAUCGUAUUUGAGCUUGCGAAAUGCGAAUAAUUUAUUCAGCCUAGGUAUUGUUGCAAUUGUAGAAAUAGUUUUAUAGAAUAGUUUUAUGGUAUUGGUGAAUAUUUAAAAGCAAGGAAAAAAAAAAGAAAAGGAACAAAAACAAAAAUAGAAAACAAGAUAAAAUAAAACAAAAGGAAUCAUUGUGGUGGCAUUUCAUAUCGAAGCAUUCCUUACUGUUUUCACAACGUAGAGAACGUUGUUGUUAUGUGAUGACAGAAGAAAAAUAAGUUUAUAUCUGCUGUUUGUCGUUGUGUUGUUGUUGUUGUGUUGCAAAGAAGUUGUUCGUGGUACUACAGUUAUUUACAUUAAAAAAUUUAGAAUUUAAUAAUGAGUCCACAGAGCUUUAAGAAAAAUUUGAACAAUAAAAUCAUGGCAUCAAAUGGUUAUUCUGGGGCAGAAGUGGCGGAAAACGACUCAAAGAAUAAUUCACCACCGUGUGAGUCCGUAAACUCGAUGCCGUGGUUUGGUAUGGAUAUAGGUGGUACAUUGUGCAAAUUAGUAUAUUUUGAACCUAAAGAUAUAACGAGAGAUGAAGCUGACGCAGAACUCGAAACUCUUAAAAAUAUUCGGCGUUAUCUCACAAAAAAUUCAGCCUAUGGAAAAACAGGUCAUAGAGAUACGCAUUUACAGAUGGAUAAUGUUUAUGUUAGAGGCAGGCGUGGUACUUUACACUUUAUUAGAUUUCCUACCAGCGAAAUGGGAAAUUUUCUAGCAUUAGCAAAAUCUAAAGGUAUGGCGAAUCUUGUAACCACUGUUUGUGCAACUGGAGGCGGAGCCUACAAAUUUGAAGAAAAUUUCAAAAAAGGUCAAUCCAAUUUACAGGAAGUAAAUAUGAGUUUGGCAAAAUUUGAUGAAUUGGACAGCUUAAUACGAGGCAUACUUUAUGUAGAAAUAACUAAUCCACAUGAAUGCUAUUAUUGGUCUUAUCCAACAGAUGAUAGCAGAUGUCAAAAAAUACCAUAUGAUUUUUCUGAACCUUAUCCAUUCUUGCUAGUAAAUAUAGGUUCAGGUGUCAGUAUAUUAGCAGUUUAUGGACCAGAAAAUUAUAAGAGGAUAUCUGGAACAAGUUUAGGCGGUGGAACAUUCUUAGGGUUAUGUUGUUUACUCACUGGUUGUAACACUUUCGAAGAAGCAAUUGAAUUAGCAACAAGUGGUGACAACACUAAAGUAGAUAAAUUAGUAAAAGAUAUCUAUGGGGGUGAUUACGAGCCAUUUGGUCUUCCUGGAGAUCUUGUUGCCAGCAGUUUUGGGCAAAUGAAUUUUAAAGAACGUCGUAAUGCUGUUACGAAGGAAGACCUUGCACGUGCGACCCUUGUCACUAUCACCAAUAAUAUUGGUUCCAUAGCACGUAUGUGUGCUGUUAAUGAAAAGAUAGAAAGGGUGGUAUUUGUUGGUAACUUCCUCAGGGUCAAUCCUAUUUCUAUGAAAUUAUUGGCCUAUGCUAUGGAUUAUUGGUCUAAAGGAACAAUGAAAGCUCUGUUUUUAGAGCAUGAGGGUUAUUUUGGAGCAGUGGGAUGUUUAUUGCAAUUUAAAGGAGAAAUAAACUGAGUAAGUUUAUUUUAAACAUAGCAUUCCAGCUGGGAAAAUCUACUUUAAAAAAAACUCAUAUAAAGUGUUAUUAAUUUUUCAAUAUAUAUAUGUAUAUAUAUAUAUGUAUGUAUGUAUGUAUGUAUGUA